Halichondria panicea is the source of this 2007-nucleotide messenger RNA. RefSeq lists its product as uncharacterized. The coding region runs from base 1 to 1986 and encodes 661 amino acids. NCBI's taxonomy places the organism in Eukaryota, Metazoa, Porifera, Demospongiae, Suberitida, Halichondriidae. The record is from RefSeq and is a predicted model, not a curated record. The transcript has 8 exons.
AUGGUAACAAUAGUUAAACUAGCACAAAGCGAUCGUCUGGAGAAAAGGCUUGCAGAACAAGCUAGCAAGGUAGCAAGAAGGAUACGGGGGCUAAAAGGAAGAAGGAGGUAUGCCGUACUUGCUGGAGAAUACAACCUCUUCGUGCUUGAUGGAGAAGCAGAAUCGUAUUCUGAAAUUGAGCAGCAACUAUCCACUGAAUCUCCACAGCCAACAACAAUCCCCGAAACAAGUAGACCUACCACAGCACACAUCAACAAAGGCAAAAAAGUUCACGAGGUAUCACCACGACAGGUAAAACGAAAGCUAGCACACUGUAAGAGCUCUGCAGAGCAAGCGCUUUGGUUUUGUGAAUCAUUCGGUCUUCAGCCAGAAUUUUUAGAGCUACGCAAACAGACAGGAUCUCCCAUCAAAUUCAAUUUUUUAUCUAGCCCAUCUCACAAGCCACAACAUCAAACGCCAGCUCUUUCACCAAACGAUUCUGCGAGGGUACAGCAAGCUCUUUAUGUACUUGACAGGUUUGCUGUGAGUGACGAAGCUUAUCAUGAAUUGAGCGUCGCAUCUGAUUUACCACCACUGUACCGAAUCAAGGAUGCUCGCCUCUCAAUUAACAACUCUCUCGACAUCCGACAUCUCGAAGGUCCUUAUCCUGGUGCUUAUAGACCACCGAAAGCUGCAAUCCAGGAAGAGCUAGCUAAGAUCGUUCAUUCAGGGAAAGCUAUCACCCAACCAGUAAAAGUAAAACUCAGUGGUGACGGAGCCAGAUUCACAAGAUCAUCCAAUAUCAUACUUCUCUCAUUUGCAUUUCCAGAAAUUCAAGACAAUGUUUUAUCAGGCAUGGGCAAUCAUACAUUUGCUGGCCUAAAAGCCGAAGAGUCGUAUGAAACAAUUAGUUCAGGACUAUCUGAGGUAUUGAAGGAGUUGAACGACAUCAUUUCACACCCACUACUCACUGUUGAUGAAACAGAGUACCGCCUUGAGUUUUUCCUGGGUAGUGAUUACAAGUUUCUUUUACUGAGUAUGGGCCUCAACAAAGCAACCUCUAUGUACGCUUGUGUCUGGUGUACCAUCAAGAAGGAUGAAAGGUGGGAUAUGUCAAAGGAUAGGGCUGACUACACCAUAACAAAUGCAAGAACAUUGAGUUCCCUACAAGCAAAAGGCGCACUUCCCAGCAGUAAACCAGCAAGUGUACGACUAGGAUCAAUUACAACACCACUACUGAACAUAGAGCCAGACCAUAUAAUACCCGAUGAGCUACACCUACUCCUACGUAUAGCUGACGUUUUAACAAGAAAUCUCAUUCUAGAGAUAGUGGCAUCUGCUAAACAAGACAGACAAGGAAACGCACAUAUACUCACUCACCUACAAACACUACAGACGAUCGUUAAAGACUGUGGUAUCACGUUCAGGGUAUGGGAAGCAAGGGGUCCAGAUGGCAAAGCUUCUGGACAUUACGAAUGGACAUCACUGCAGGGGAACGACACCAAGAAGUUUCUGGAACGUCUCCCAGUGAGGUUUGCUGACCUACUGAAGGAAGAAAUGCAAGCUAAAAUGGCCCAACUUUGGACAGAAUUUCUCUCUUUGUAUAAGAUGGUUUCUAGCUGGACUCCACCUCCCAGUGAAGUGGUUGAGCAAAAGGCGAAAGACUGGAUAAGGCUUUUCUUGAGCUUGAAGCACAAGUGUCAAGGGUUUCAGGAAAAGAAUAUUACGCCCUAUAUGCACACACUGGUCUUUCACUUCCCUUACUUUAUUUCAAAAUACGGAAAUGUCAAGAUGUUUAGUGGACAAGGGGUGGAGAAAAAUAAUGAUGACGCCAAGAGACACUACUUCUCCAGUAAUCUGCAUGACCCAGUGGGGGAGGUUCUGAAAGCUGAAGCGAGAAUAGACGAGACAUCACAAUUUAAGCGAAAGAAACGAAAGUACAUACGAAAAACUCCAUUAGAUUUAGUAGACAUGAACAAACAGCCACGACUUGACUCUGAAUCAUGAUUAAUUCUACCCAACAUAAUA